UGUUUGACUGUCAUCAAACACCUCCCACCAGCAAAGAAAAAAAAAAAACCUCCCAGAAAGCUCAAAGCAAUACCUCCUCCUCCUUUCUCCUCUAAAAGAAAUCCGAAACGACAUUCUUCACCGUCAAAGAUCCAUUUUAAGAUCCGACUUCAAUGCCCGUUUUAUUCCUCUCAUGAUUCCGCCUCACCUCCCUGUUUUUUUCCCGCGUUUCUUGACCCGAUCGGUAAUAUAUUGAGUUGUUUUGUUGGUUUAAGGAAGUGAAUUUUCGACAGAGGAUCCGUGAGAUUCUCGCAUUUGCUUUUUGUUUAGUCCAAUGGCUUCAGUAAGUAUAGUUCCUACUUCUGGAUUAAGAGAACCUAGUGGAAAUACAGUCGGUGUCGAUAGGUUGCCUGAUGAAAUGAAUGACAUGAAAAUUAGGGAUGACAAGGAAGUGGAAGCAACUAUAGUUGAUGGUAAUGGAACCGAGACAGGGCAUAUAAUUGUUACCACUAUUGGUGGUAAAAAUGGCCAGCCUAAGCAGACAAUAAGCUAUAUGGCUGAACGUGUUGUUGGACAUGGAUCAUUUGGAGUAGUCUUCCAGGCUAAAUGCUUAGAGACAGGUGAAACUGUUGCUAUUAAAAAGGUUCUUCAAGACAAGAGAUAUAAGAACCGUGAACUGCAAACCAUGCGUCUGCUAGACCACCCAAAUGUUGUCUGCCUGAAGCACUGUUUCUUUUCAACAACUGAAAAAGAUGAGCUCUAUCUUAACCUGGUGCUUGAGUAUGUUCCAGAAACUGUCCAUCGGGUUAUCAAACAUUAUAAUAAGAUGAACCAAAGGAUGCCACUGAUAUAUGUUAAACUCUAUUUUUACCAGAUUUGCAGAGCACUUGCUUACAUUCAUAACAGCAUUGGUGUGUGCCACAGGGACAUAAAGCCUCAAAAUUUAUUGGUCAACCCACAUACCCACCAGCUAAAACUGUGUGAUUUUGGAAGUGCAAAAGUUUUGGUAAAAGGGGAACCCAAUAUAUCCUACAUCUGUUCUAGGUACUAUCGAGCACCUGAAUUAAUAUUUGGUGCAACCGAAUAUACUACAGCCAUUGACAUCUGGUCUGCUGGUUGUGUUUUGGCUGAACUAUUGCUUGGACAGCCUCUAUUUCCUGGUGAGAGUGGAGUAGAUCAGCUCGUUGAAAUUAUUAAGGUUCUAGGUACCCCAACAAGAGAAGAAAUAAAGUGCAUGAAUCCUAACUAUACAGAGUUUAAAUUUCCUCAAAUUAAAGCUCACCCAUGGCACAAGAUAUUUCAUAAGCGUAUGCCCCCAGAAGCUGUAGAUCUUGUUUCUCGGUUAUUGCAGUACUCUCCAAACCUUCGUAGCACAGCUAUUGAGGCUUUGAUUCAUCCGUUCUUUGAUGAGCUACGUGAUCCUAACACCCGUCUACCUAAUGGACGUUUUCUUCCCCCUCUAUUCAACUUUAAGCCUCACGAACUGAAGGGAGUGCCUGUGGAUAUAAUAGUGAAGCUGAUUCCAGAGCAUGCAAGAAAACAAUGUGCCUUCCUGGGGUUGUGAAGCGGUUCUUUCUUCUUGUUUUCUGCUUCUUGCAGAAAUCGUGGUCUAUUGUAGAGAAGUAGCUAGUGGCCUGUUUCAGUUAUCAUAUGGAAGCCAUGAUAAUUGCUUUUUCACCUCCAAAUGUUUAUUUGUUCCCUUUAUUAUUAUUUUUUCCGAUAUUUAUGUUUUUUCUUUUCCUUUAUUUUUUUAGCCUCUUUGUAGAAAGCGGACUUGAGAGUGUCUGCUAUGAUUAGUAUGUUCAUAAGACCUUAAAGAGUAUGUUGACCCCCUUAUUUCCAGUUGAUGAACAGAGUAUAACAACAUAUCGGAUUCAAAGUUGUUUCCUUAUAGUAUAAUUCAGUUGACCGGUAUUUGCAGUAAGUUUGAUGGCCUAUGGAAUUCAAACUCUGUUCCUUGA
Messenger RNA from Theobroma cacao (cacao), 1940 nucleotides. Its product is annotated as shaggy-related protein kinase alpha-like. Lineage: Eukaryota; Viridiplantae; Streptophyta; Magnoliopsida; Malvales; Malvaceae. Gene Ontology annotation, cellular component: cytoplasm; nucleus. Gene Ontology annotation, biological process: signal transduction; cell differentiation; peptidyl-threonine phosphorylation. The record is from RefSeq and is a predicted model, not a curated record. Gene Ontology annotation, molecular function: ATP binding; protein serine/threonine kinase activity.